UGCCUCAUUGCUACGAAAUGGGCGCCGAGAGCUUCUCAGACAAGAUCCCGCUUUGUUAGGGUGGUAACAGCGUGCACGGGUUUGGAAAGGGCGCUGGGAGAGGCGCAUCAGCUCUGAGCCAUGCUAGUGAGCUGCUAGCGCGUCGGUGAAGAGGCCAGGCUUUGCGUGACCGCGAGUCGAGUCUGCGCUGGAUGAGUGCGCGUAACGGGCGGGAAACUACAUUUCCCAGCAUCCUCGGGGUGCUGGGACUGCGGGGCUCGAAAGCCUGAGCGUAGUUCUUUCAGACUUCGGCCUCCUCCCGCCCCCAGAAACCGGAGCCAUGUGGAGUAGGUGGGGCUGGCGGCUCCUGUGUUCUGGAGGCGGCGGGGGCCACCGCGUGUCAAGUCCCUGCGGCUGUUUCUCGCCCACCCUGCGGAGAGACUUCUUCACCACCACAACCAAGGGAGAAUACAAUAUGAGGCAAGUGGACAUAACUCCUUUAGAACAAAGGAAAUUAACUUUUGAUACCCAUGCACUGGUUCAGGACUUGGAAACUCAUGGUGAGAAACGAUUUGACAAAACACAAGCAGAAACAAUUGUAUCAGUCUUAACCACCGUAUCAAACAUGAGCCUGGAUACUAUCUAUAAGGAAAUGGUCACGCAAGCUCAACAGGAAAUAACAGUACAACAGCUAAUGGCUCAUUUGGACUCCAUCAGGAAAGACAUGGUCAUCCUAGAAAAAAGUGAAUUUGCAAAUCUGAGAGCAGAGAACCAGAAAAUGAAAAUUGAAUUAGAACAAGUUAAGCAACAACUGAUAAAUGAAACUAGUAGAAUCAGAGCAGAUAAUAAACUGGACAUCAACUUAGAAAGGAGCAGAGUAUCAGAUAUGAUCAAGAAAAGAAACUUAUGGAAGCAACUACAGAAUUUACCAAAAAAGAUACCAAAACCGAAAGUAUUAUUUCAGAAACCAGUAAUAAAAUUGACACUGAAAUUGCUUCUUUAAAAACCCUGAUGGAGUCUAACAAGCUUGAGACAAUUCGUUAUCUUGCAGCCUCGGUGUUUACUUGCCUGGCAAUAGCAUUGGGAUUUUACAGAAUCUGGAAAUAGGAGUGAAACUGCUAUAUUAAGCUUCUACCGCUGCUACUAUUGAUUCCUUAGACCACUACACCAAGACUUUAGUACAUGUACUUUGAACAUUGAAAGUUGCAGCAGGAACUUAAUUCAACAAGAUCAUUCAAAGUACAUAUGGACUAAAAGAAACGUUUUAGAAUGGGAAGAUGUUAUUUUGUCUUUGUUUUUUAUGUGUCCUUAUUUUAUUAUGUUGAAAAGCUGCCUGAUUAUCAGAUUUGAGAUGGAAUGUCCUUUUGUCUUUAUCCUUUUGAUAGUUCAUAGAAAACUGACCAAAGUUUUCUUGUAUUUGCUUGAACAACUGUAAGCCAUAUAGACUGUCUUUAGUAUUUACAUCAAAUUUGAAAAACAUUCCCCAAACCUACAUACUGAUGCUGUAUUCAGCUUUCCUCAUAACUAUUGCACAAUUACCUUUUCAUACCAAAUAAUAAAGUUGUUUGGAUUUUAAAAGCAA
Messenger RNA from Manis pentadactyla (Chinese pangolin), 1561 nucleotides. It is a transcript of the gene CCDC90B, whose product is annotated as coiled-coil domain containing 90B. Gene Ontology annotation, cellular component: mitochondrion. Lineage: Eukaryota; Metazoa; Chordata; Mammalia; Pholidota; Manidae. The record is from RefSeq and is a predicted model, not a curated record. The coding region runs from base 320 to 982 and encodes 220 amino acids. The transcript is spliced from 9 exons.